This is a messenger RNA of Funneliformis mosseae, 417 nucleotides long. The record is from the annotation of a GenBank genome assembly. Lineage: Eukaryota; Fungi; Glomeromycota; Glomeromycetes; Glomerales; Glomeraceae.
AUGGCCGAUACAUUUGAUGUUAACAAAAAAAAACGUAAAUACGCUGAAGACGAAGUACAUACCAAAUCCAAGAAUACUUUAACACCAAUCGCUGAGACUACCGUUGAUAAUGUAGAUGAUCCAAAAAGAAGAAAGCAAGGAUCUGAUGAUGUUAAUUCAAGUUCUGAAUAUUCAAGUUCUGAAGGACAAGACGAAUACACAUCAACUCUCGACGACCCUGAUGACAUGACAUCACCAUCAUACUCGCCAUUUUCAUCCAAAAUGGAAAGACUACUUUCUCUGGCAACCGAUUCAGUUUUUGGUAGUGACAACGAUGAAAUUAAUGUUAUAAGAGAUGUUCAUACAUUACCUUUAGUGAACAGGAAUCCUGAAGAUGAUUUUCUUAUCGAAGGACUUAAUAUAUCAGAGUUAUUUUGA